CCCAAUUGCCCCGCCAACUUUUUCUCUCCCAGACACAACCGACCCCUCAACCCCACCAUCCAUUCUCUCUUUCCCCCCUCCCUUCCUUGUCACGUUGCCCACCAACACAACACACAACCACGCACGAAAAAAAAAGGCAAAACCUGCGAUUGACAGCGCAACCAGUGCGAACGACAAGAUGGCCGCGCCGCAGGACCUCGCCGACCGCACCAAGGCGUCGCCCGACACGAAAUGCUACAUUGACCCGGCCGCGGGCAAGGACGACGCCUCGGCAGACGGCUCCGAGGCCAAGCCGUACCAGUCCCUCUACCAUGCCCUGCUGCAGCACAUCGGCAAGCCGGCGCCGGCCUACCUCACACGGCCGGCGGCAGCGCCCGCAAAAGAGGAAGCCAGCAGCACAGAGUCGGCAGCGCCAGCGGCGGCGGCGUGGGAGGAGCCGGCCAAGAGCGCCAUGAAGAAGGCGGUCAGCCGGGUGGACGCGCACAAGAAGAAGCUGGCCAAGGAGCAGGCGUCGGCGAAGCAGGAGGAGGAGGAGCGCAAGCAGCGGGUCAAGAACCUGGAGGACGCCAAGAAGAUCGUGCUGCGGGAGGACGCGUCGCUGCCGGCGGCGGUGCGCAUCAAGAUCAACAACAAGGCGGUCGAGCUCGGGGACGGCAAGGACAAGAAGGGGGCGCGGGUCCAGGUGUACGGGCGGAUCCACGAGCUGCGGGCGCAGAAGACGACCACCUUCAUCACGCUCAAGGACGGCUACGGCUACCUGUCGUGCAUCCUGCCGGCGGGCGACCUGACCAAGAACUACGACGCGCUCAUGUUCGCGCUGGAGACGGCGCUGGUGCUGCACGGCGAGAUGCGCGCCGUGCCCGCGGGCGUGACCGCCCCGGACGGCCGCGAGCUGCACGUCGACUACUACCGGGUGCUGGGCGCGGCGCCGAGCGACCUCGAGGCCAUCACCAACAAGGUGUCGGCGCAGCAGGACCCGUGGGACGCGCAGAUGCUGGACAACCGCCACCUGGUGCUGCGCGGCGAGAACGCGUCGUCGGUGCUGAAGCUGCGCGAGUUCGUCGAGCUCGCCUUCAUCGACAGCUUCCGCGAGAUGGAGUUCCGCAAGGUCUCGCCCCCGGCCAUGGUGCAGACCCAGGUCGAGGGCGGCUCGACGCUGUUCAAGUACGACUACUACGGGGAGGAGGCCUACCUGACCCAGUCGAGCCAGCUGUACCUCGAGACGGUCAUGCAGUCGCUGGGCAACGUGUACUGCAUCGAGAAGUCGUUCCGGGCGGAGAAGAGCUUGACGAGGCGCCACUUGUCUGAGUACACGCACGUGGAAGCCGAGCUCGACUUCAUCGAGUUCAACGACCUGCUCGACCACCUCGAGGAGAUGAUCUCGCGGGUGGUGGACAAGGUGCUGGCGGACGAGACGAUGCGCGGGUACGUCAAGGCGCUCAACCCGGGGUUCCAGAAGCCGUCGCGGCCCUUCAUGCGCAUGAAGUACGAGGAGGCCAUCGAGUGGCUCAACAAGCAGGACCCGCCCAUCCCCAACGAGGACGGCAACCCGCACGUGUUCGGCGACGACAUCGCCGAGGCCGCCGAGCGCCGCAUGACCGACAUCAUCAACCGGCCCAUCUUCCUCACCCACUUCCCCGUCGAGAUCAAGGCGUUCUACAUGAAGAAGGACCCGCAGGAUCUGAGGGUGACCGAGUCUGUCGACGUGCUGAUGCCCGGCGUGGGCGAGAUCGUCGGCGGCUCCAUGAGGAUGGACGACUACGACGAGCUGAUCGAGGCGUACAAGAAGAACGGCAUCCCGCACGAGCCCUACUACUGGUACACCGACCAGAGGAAGUAUGGCUCGUCGCCGCACGGUGGAUACGGCCUCGGCCUGGAGCGGUUCCUGGCCUGGAUGGCCAACCAGCACACCGUCCGCACCUGCAGCUUGUACUCGCGCUUCAUGGGGCGGUGCAAGCCUUGAGGAGGAGGAGGAGGAGGGGGUUGGGUUUGGUUUGAGAGGUGGAGUUUAUUUUAGAGUGG
Messenger RNA from Chaetomium fimeti, 2022 nucleotides. RefSeq lists its product as uncharacterized. Gene Ontology annotation, molecular function: asparagine-tRNA ligase activity; ATP binding. The transcript has 4 exons. Gene Ontology annotation, cellular component: cytoplasm. Gene Ontology annotation, biological process: asparaginyl-tRNA aminoacylation. The record is from RefSeq and is a predicted model, not a curated record. Lineage: Eukaryota; Fungi; Ascomycota; Sordariomycetes; Sordariales; Chaetomiaceae. The coding region runs from base 179 to 1963 and encodes 594 amino acids.